UUGCAGCUUUUAUUAUUAUAUUAUGACCAGCACUGUAUUCUGGCUAUAAGUUUACCGAUUUAUAGUAUUCCAAGGGGUCAGACUUUGCUUAGUUCUAUAGUCCAAGCUCUGAAAACCUGAGGACGAUUUGUUUACGAUCAUCGGCACCAGUCUGGCAUUUUACUAUGGCUGAUAAUGCAUUGUCACAAAAUGCCAGGUCUGUUCUCAAUGCAGUAAAUACUUUGUAUCAAAAUCCCAAUGUUCAAGAAAAAGAAAAAGCUUCAUUUUGGCUUGGAGAGUUUCAGAGAUCGGUGUUUGCAUGGGAGACAGCAGAUCAAUUAUUACAUCUAAAACAAGAUGUUGAAUCAACAUAUUUUGCAGCACAAACAAUGAGAACAAAGAUUUUAUAUUCUUUUCGUGAACUACCUCCUGAUUCACAUGAAGGAUUGAAGCAAUCAUUAUUAACACAUAUAGAACAAUUAUGUGGAUAUUCUCCAGCUUUGACGACACAGCUUGCAUUAGCUGUUUGUGAUUUAGCACUGCAGAUGCCACAGUGGAAAGUGCCAGCGUUAACAUUUAUUGAGAAAUACAGCAAAGAUAUUCAAGCGUUGCCAUAUUUACUUGAGAUUCUCACUGUUUUACCAGAAGAGGUAAACAGUCGCCAUUUACGUCUUGGUGCAAAUAGACGAACAGAUAUUAUAGAAGAUAUGGAGAAUUCGGCGCCAAUGGUUCUCGAAGUCAUCCAAGCGUGUUUGACGAGAGUGCAAGAUGAACGUAUCCUUUCAAAAAUAUUCAAAUGUCUGGGAAGUUGGUUUUAUCUUGGUGUGUUCCCUGGCAAUCAUGCUGCAAGGUCCAAUAUAUUGGAUGCACCAUUCCAGAUUUUGGGAACUUUAUCGUCAUCUUCAUCACUUCAUGAGGCGGCAACAGACUGUGUUUGCUCUGCAUUGUACGCUGCAGAGGAUGUUAGCAGAAAUCAAGAUUUAGUUCAGCAAUUAUUUACAAAAACUCUUGGACUUAAGCAAGCAUACAUUGAUGCGAAUGCUAAUGAAGAUAUAGAUAAAUGUUUAAAUUUGUGUCGAAUAUUUACUGAGCUUGCCGAAUCAUUAUUAGAAAUUUUGGUCAACAGUCCUGGAGAAGGAUUGGGAGAUUUGGAAAUUCUUGAUAUUCUAUUGAUGUGUGUCGGACAUUGCCAAUAUGAGGUCGCAGACAUCACGUUCAACUACUGGUAUAGAUUAUCUGAAGCUUUGUAUGCAUUAGAUCAUAAAGUUGUUCGUGAAAUAUAUAGUUCAUAUGCCGAAGGAUUAAUUUUUGCACUUGUUAGACAUUGUCAAAUGGAACCAGAUCAUGACACAAUUCUGGAUUCAGCAGAUGAUUUUGCAGAUUUCAGAAAUAAUUCAGCUGAUUUAGUAAAGGAUGUUGUAUAUUUGGUUGGACCAACUGAAUGUUUUAUCGGAUUAUUCAAAAUGUUAAGCGGAGAAAUACAAACACCCGAUGGUACGAAACAAGGUGUUGUAACGUGGGAUAUCACAGAAUCUGUUCUGUUUAUGAUGACGGCAAUAGCGAAGAAUGUAAAAGCAACUGAGGUCACUGUCACACCACAAGUAUUACAAGCAAUAUUUUCUCUUCCACCAUCCACACAUAUUGCAGUUCGGCAUACAAGUAUUCAAUUAGUUGGUGAACUUUCAACUUGGAUCGAAAAACAUCCUGAUUUACUGAAUCAUACAUUACAAUACUUGACAAAUGCAUUACAAACCAAAGAACUUUCAUCUGUUGCUGCAACAUCAGUUCAAUAUUUAUGUGAAGUUUGUCAAUCGCAAAUGAUUCAACAUUAUACUGCAUUGAUCCAGUUAGUUCAGGUUGCAGAUGAUUUGCAAGUGUCAUCAGAUGCUACAUUAGGAUUACUAAAAGGAGUUUCAUCUGUAUUGAGUUGUCUUCCUGUUGACAAAGCUCACGAUGCAUUGACAGAACUAUGCAGAUCUCAAGUUGUUGCAUUGAGUCACCUCUCACAAAAGCAGCCAAACGAACAACAUGCAGGUAAUAAGCCAGCGCAUACUGACCCAGUGACAUGGUUGGACAGACUUGCUGUUAUAUUUCGCACUUUUACUACAAAAGACACUGCAACAAAUGGAUAUGUUCAUCCAUGCAAACAAGUAAUAGAGGAGAUGUGGCCGGUUUUACAGUCCGUUCUUGAACAACACAAAGCGGAGAACAGGAUAGUUGAAAGAUGGUGUCGAUGUAUAAGAUUUGCUGUUCGGUGUGUUAAAAUGGCUAUUGUUAGUACUUUAGUUCCAUCUUUAACAACCACAUUGUCAACAGCUUACAAUUCUUCACCACACAGUUGUUUCUUGUACUUGGGAAGUGUUUUGGUUGAUGAAUAUGGAAGUGAUAUGUCUGCAUCAAAUAUAUUAUUAGAAAUGUUGGAAGGUUUUUGUCCUAAAACGUUUGAUUUAUUGAAUGAAGAGAAAGGUUUACAAAAUCAUCCUGAUACUGUUGAUGAUUUGUUUAGACUAUGUUGCAGAUUUGUUGAACGUUGUCCAUUGAAGUUUCUGUCACAUAUCGUCUGUCCUCCACUGCUACAAUGUGCCAUUGCUGCUAUAGUAUUGGAUCAUAGAGAUGCCAACACAUCCGUGACUAAAUUUUUGAGGAACGUUAUUGAAUCAAGGGUUGGCGUACCGGGAGAACCACAGGAUGCUGGUGUUCCUAUCAUGUUAAUGUAUGGUGAAGAAAUAGUUCAAAGGUCACUCAAUGCCAGUUUGUUUAGUCUUCCAUCAUAUUUAUAUCCUGAUAUUGCUGAACUAUGGUGGGCUGUCAUGCAAAGAAAUAGAGAAUGGUUCAAAACCUGGUUAGAAAAAGCAUUGAAAAACUUGCCCAGUGAUGCCACAUUCGCCACAGCAACACAUGAACAAAUUUUACAGUUUUUAGCAGAAGUCACAAGCUCCAGCGAAGGCAGAAACGUAAGUUACUUGUUGAGAGACUUCUGCAGAUUAUACAGAUAAUGCACAAUACACAACUGAUGUUCCUGUAUAAUCAACAACCUUUCGACAUAAGGAGGAAAAUGAAUACAGUAUCGAAUGAGCCCGUGUAGAGACUAGAUAAUAGGAGUGGUUAAUAUGGAGGUGUCUCAGACUCAUCCAGUCAUAGCUUUGUUUUUGCGAAUUAUGAGGCGUAGAUGAACUGCAACAUGGUGGUCUCUGCUCGAUACAAAUAAAGCUGAAUGAACUAGAUAUAACAUAAAUGUUAUUGUUAAAAUUUUGCCAUAGAAUUAGGUAAUGGUAGUGAACAACAUGGGUUUUUUAGAAUUCGGAAAUGAAAUGUUACCGAAAAAUGUAAUGAAAUAGUAAUAAUCGACUAAAUUAGAUGUUUUGAUUUCUCCUGAAUUUAUCUGCUUCAUGUAGAAAUAUUCAAUAAAUUAAUUUAGCUUAAUAAAUUUAGUAUUAGUGGUUGUCUAAAAAUGUUGAUAGCUUUAUUUGUAAAAUUCUGGUAUUUGAAGGGAAAGCAUGAUUUACGUAAGUCCAAGAAAUGAUCUCACAUAAGAUCUUGUUGAUACAAAAUGCAGUAUACAGGCUGGUGUCGAUAGCAAUUGUUUUGGUAUUGAAAUAUAUUUAUUUGGUCGGUAGUCUUGUCAGCGCUUAAAUUCCAUAUUAUUUCAGACUGAAUCACAAUUAAAUAAAACUACAUUUCUUUUAGUGCAGAAUUAUUAGAAACAAUAGUUUGUUUUAGAAUAUCAACCGAGCUUGUGAUCAAAGAGAUCGUGUCCAACUUGAUCAAUCCUGUGUUUUUUAUUAGUUCUUAAUCGCCAUACCGCUUUUUUAGAAUGUCCAUUUUUGUGCAGAAUCACAUUAUCAAGCAACAUGUGGAACUAAAAUGAAUAAAUCAUUUCUUUCUUUUGUAACAAUGAAUUUUUAUAAUACAGUUGAUUUAAUGAAUUCAUUAUGUUCCUGCAUGUGAAUGUAACAAUUGUAAAAAUAUGGGAAUAUUCAAUUUUGUUUACACAAGGCGACAGGAGCAGCAUUUUAUGACACAUUCGAAUUUUAUAUGAAUACGACAAACUUCAUGAUAAUGGCUUAUAAGUUAAAUUGCGAAGUGAUGUUAUUUUUAGUUUUUAUAUCCAAAACAAUGCUGAUUGGCUGGUGGAAAUUUUCUGUAAUAUAUCUCCAUCUAUUCAAACUUUAUUUUAGUUUGGGAACCGUGGGUUCAGAUUUGAAGUCUAUAUCAUAUGUCUCACUAAAAGAUUAUUUUUAAUUUAGUUCUGUGGUUGGUGUUAGAAAAUAGGCUAAUUUCUUUCAAAUACAGUCUGAUCUUGUGAGCUCCGUUGUUCAAGAUUCUGGAAUUGAUGGAUGAUUCCGGCAUUGAAGUUAUCUUUAGUCGCCCAAUGUUUUAUUGAUAGCAAGUGUGCAUGCUAGUAAAUUAUCCUUUUAUCGAUUUUUAUAGUUUUGUCAAUGUGGCGAACUAUCGUGUUAACAACUCUAAUAAAGCUUUUAUUUCUGGCGGAA
Molecule: messenger RNA, 4472 nt
Organism: Styela clava
Lineage: Eukaryota; Metazoa; Chordata; Ascidiacea; Stolidobranchia; Styelidae
Product: transportin-3-like
Biological process (GO): protein import into nucleus
Cellular component (GO): cytoplasm
Molecular function (GO): small GTPase binding
Source: RefSeq, a predicted model, not a curated record